Messenger RNA from Peromyscus leucopus (white-footed mouse), 4189 nucleotides. RefSeq names its product archaelysin family metallopeptidase 1 (gene Amz1). Gene Ontology annotation, molecular function: metallopeptidase activity. Gene Ontology annotation, biological process: proteolysis. Lineage: Eukaryota; Metazoa; Chordata; Mammalia; Rodentia; Cricetidae. The coding region runs from base 1287 to 2792 and encodes 501 amino acids. The record is from RefSeq and is a predicted model, not a curated record. The transcript is spliced from 8 exons.
UGCUGGAGCUAGAAUUCCAGGUCCCCUGGAAGAGGGGUGUCACUCAGCCUCUGAACCGUCUCCCCAGCCCCCACACUUAUCUUUUGAGACAGGGUCUCUCAACUGAAGCCGGAGUCAUAAUUAAACUAGGCUGGCUUGCAAGCCCCAGGGAGGUGCCUGUCGCUGCUUCCCUGGUUCGGGAAUUAUAGGGGCAUACUCCUGCAUCUGGCUUUUUAUGUGAGCGCUGGGGGGUCUGAAUUCGAGUCCUCAGGCUUAUGUGACAAUCACUUUACUGACUGAACCCUUUAUCCAUCAUCAUCUUUUAUUGUCCAAAAUGAGCCAGGAGACAGGCCUAGACUGAAGGAUGGGAAAAGACUCCACUUCUGAGAGGAGCCAGUGAGGAACCCAGUGCCAGAAGUGGUCGCUCAAGGAGGGGAGGAGAUGCUGAGUGAGUGGUUUUCCAAGAGGUACCCAGCAUCCGCUCCCUGUCUCUAGUCUCAGAGAAGAGGGACAGAGGGCUUGAUGUUCAGAGGGAUGUCAACUGACCUCCUUGGGACAGACAGAGCCUUCUGAGGGGCUUGGGGGACACUGAGUUAGUGUCAGACCUCAAGUCCUUGGUAAGCCUACAUUCUAGGCAACAUUGCAGCCCUAGCCAUCAGCACAGAGUGGUUACGCCAGGAGGUUUGUUGAAUGACUGAAUGACCCAAGUCUGCUCCUGUGCCAGGCAGGCUCAGAACCUCCUUCUUGAGGUGCCAACCUGACUUGAGAAUGUCUCCACUCGUGGAACACCCCCCUUAUUUGUGUCAGGAGUGGAGGACAUAGAGACCUUCCCAUCUCGCCCCCUCUGUGGGACCCUCUUCCCCACACACAUCAGUUCCUGUCAGAGCCAAGAUGUGUCGCCAUGGAAACUGCUUGGCAAAUGCUGGCAGGCAGAGGCGGCCAGCAGCCGCUCACACUACCCAGCUCCCGGCACCCGCUGAAGUGGCACGAGCUCGCCUGGCCGUGUGUGGACUGUGCACGGCUAGGUGUCAAUAGAUGCUGAGGGACCAGACGAAGGCGGCCUGUGGUUGCUGUCCCCACCUCCAUGUGCCAAAGACAGCCACUGCCCAGGGUGUCAGUGGAGAAGUUCCAGCACAAGGCAGAACUGAGCCACACGGUCUCUCCGUUCAGUAUCCGUCUCGUGGGAGCCCUGAGCAGCUACUCCAUCAGCCUGAGGGAAGGUUCUGGAAGAGACCGUGGCUGUCCCCUGGGAGAUUCAUGGGCCAGAAAAGGAGCUCCAGGGAGUGGCCAGGGGCCACACACACACCAUGCUGCAGUGCAGACCACCCCAGGAGUUCAGCUUUGGGCCCCGGGCCCUGAAGGAUGCCCUGAUCUCCUGCGAUCUGGCCCUGAAGCAGCUCUACACCUCAGCCUUCUCCCCAUCGGAGAGACUCUUCCUGUCCGAAGCCUACAACCCUCACCGGACCCUCUUCAGCACACUGCUCAUCCACUCAGCCUUUGACUGGCUCCUGAGUCGCCCAGAGGCCCCUGAGGAUUUUGAAACCUUUCAUGCUUCCCUGCAGCUCCGGAAGCAGAGCCUGGCCCGGAAACACAUUUAUCUGCAGCCCAUCGAUCUGAGUGAGGGGCUGCUGGGAUGCCCCCUGCUGGACCACCUCCGAAGCUGUGCAGAGGCUUUCUUCCUGGGCCUUCGUGUCAAGUGCCUGCCCUCAGUGGCCGCUGCCUCCAUACACUGCUCCUCAAGACCCAGUCAGGACACUGAUGGGCUCCAGCUUCAUACAGAUGGCAUCCUGUCCUUCUUAAAGAACAACAAACCAGGAGACGCACUGUGUGUGCUGGGCCUCACCCUGGCUGACUUGUACCCCCAUGAUGCCUGGACCUUCACCUUUGGCAGGUUCCUUCCGGGGCAUGAAGUGGGUGUGUGCAGCUUCGCUCGAUUCUCUGGGGAGUUCCUGCAGGCCGGGCCCAGUGUUCCAGACCCAGCUCUGCUGGAGGCGGCAGCAGAUGGCCCUGAGACACUGCCACAUGAGGGAGGCCGGACCCUGUGCUUCAGCGCCCUGGGCAUGGUUCAGUGCUGCAAGGUCACCUGCCAUGAGCUCUGCCACCUCCUGGGCCUGGGGAGCUGUCGCUGGCUCCGCUGCCUCCUGCAGGGUGCACUUAGCCUGGAUGAGGCCAUAAGGAGGCCCCUAGACCUCUGUCCCAUCUGCCUACGGAAACUGCAACACCUCCUGGGUUUCAGGCUCCUGGAGAGGUACAAGAGACUCCACACUUGGACUCGGGCGACGGUGGAGAUGUGGUCUGGCCAAGAGGCCGGGGAACCGUCUGUGUCAGAGGACACCCUGCCCUUCAGUGCUGACUCAGGCAUGGGCUGCGAGAGUGACACAGAGCCUGUCACCAGUCCAUCAGAGCCAGUAACCCCUGAUGCGUGGAGUCAUGCAUUCCCUGAAGGGCCUGAACCGGGGUCUGAGGAUGGCCUGAGCUCUCUGGUGGCCUCAGAAGUGUUGCUGAAACUCGGGGGCCCCGUGGAGGCCAUCGAGGAGUAUGGACAGUGGCUGGAUGCAUGUAUCCAGGCCCUGGAGAGGGAAGUGGCAGAAGAGGAGCUGGUCCAGGUUGAUGCAGCUGUGGAUGCCCUGGGCCGGUGGGAGAUGUUCACAGGGCAGCUCCCAGUCACCAGGCCGCACCUGCCCUGUGGCAAGGACAAUGUGGGGCUGCGCAGGGUCCUGGAGGACAAGUUAUUUUCCCUGAGGCGGCGGCUGAGCUCUCGAAGACUUGCCAAGGCCAGUUCUUCCCACUGCCACCGGGGGACAGAGAAUUAAUGCAGAGAGAUGGACUAUCCAAUACAGUGAAGUCAGCUCCUGGCAUUUUUUCCUGAAGAUACCAACUGACCAUGCCUGCCCAGUGACUGAGGGCACUCUGGUAUCUUCAGGGUUAAAAGAAAUGUCCCCAGAAGCUGAAGAAAAGCUCCUUGGGUGCUUGACCACAGAGUCCCUGUGUUAUGUGGUCUGAAGCUGUGGCUGAGAGGCAGGAGUUAGCCAAAUGCUCCUUCUUCCCUACAGGAGGGGCUCUGGUCUGUCUAAUUACUCACAGCCGGAGCUCUGGACCACCCGAUGGCACGGGUUAUGUGGCUAUGUGUAUGUUUCUCUGUGUGUGUCUGUGCACAUGAGUGCAGCUGCCUAGAGAGGCCAGAAGAGGGCGUCCGAAUCCCUGGAUGCCAUGACAGGAAGUUGUGAGCUUGCAAUUGAACUCAGGUCCUCUGCAAGUGCAGAACACACCUUUGAUGUCUGAGCCGUGUGUCCAGCACUGUCUCUUUUCAACCUUGUGUCGCUCACAUGGGGUUCUUUUCUGUGGCUGGAGGGAUUUUCUGCUCAUCAAGGCCGGCACAGGUCUUUGUGAAGCUCCUAGAGAAAUUUGUGCCCUGUGAGGUUAGCCAUGUCUUCAGAAAGAAAUGGGUUGAUGGGGUGACUAAUGUGCAGGUUCAUGGGGUUGGGCAUAGAAGGCAGAGCUGCCCCUUCUCCAGCCCUGAGGCUGCUGCUGGUGCCGUCACUACCAGUUAGGCCAGUGUGGUGGUGGCGGCUCGGCUCCUCUUUGAUGGUAUUCUUCCUGUCUCAGUCUAUACACUCCUGACAGAAGAAGGGUAUUAAAAUUAUUCAUCCACAGCUGUGUUUUUCCCCUUUGUUUCUGUGCCGUGUAAUGUUGAAGCUCUUACACACACACACACACACACACACACACACACACACACACACACACACAGUUUUCCUAAAGUGACCCUCAUUGUUCUCUAAUGUCCCAGCUGGCUAGCGAUGCCAGGCUCACUAUCCCGAGAGGGGAGGAGGGUGGGGGUCUUGGCAAGUAGAGGGGGGCGUGUGUACCUGGUGAGUGGCUGUGUUAGUCUCCUUUUCACGGCUGUGACAAAAGGCCCAAGGCAAUCAACAAUAAAGAGAGAUUUGUUCGGGCUCACGGCUUCUGAGGACUGCUCUGUGGUGGGCUGGCCCCACCGCUUUUAGGCUGCGGUGAGGGAGAACAUCACUGUGGGUGGAGAGCGUGUGGAGAGAUGCUCACCUUACCAGGAAGCAAAGCAGGAGGGCCAGUGAACUACCCACCCUUUAAGGGAAUAUCCCCACUGACUGCUUCCUGCCAGGCUCUCUGCAGGUUCCUCCUGGUUCCUAUCACUACCCCCACCCCUCACGGUUUUGUUUUCUUUGUGUCUUUU